Quercus lobata is the source of this 663-nucleotide messenger RNA. Its product is annotated as putative pentatricopeptide repeat-containing protein At1g12700, mitochondrial. The record is from RefSeq and is a predicted model, not a curated record. Gene Ontology annotation, molecular function: protein binding. The coding region runs from base 1 to 663 and encodes 220 amino acids. Lineage: Eukaryota; Viridiplantae; Streptophyta; Magnoliopsida; Fagales; Fagaceae. The transcript has a single exon.
AUGCUUCACAUGCACCCUUUGCCUUCCAUUGUCGAUUUUACUCAAUUGUUGGGUGCCAUUGCAAGAAUGAAGCAUUACUCUGUAGUCAUUACUCUAAUUCAACAAAUGGAAUCAUUCAGAAUCUCUCCCAGUGUUUCUAUUCUCAAUGUUUUGAUUAAUUGCUUUUGCCAUAUGAGCCGGGUCGAUUUUGGAUUCUCUGUCUUAGCAACAAUUUUUAAACUUGGCUAUCAGCUAGACUGUAUAACUCUAACCACUCUUGUCAAAGGCCUCUGUCUUAAAGGUUAUAUUUCUGGAGCUGUGAGGUUGGUAGAGGAAAUGAAGAAGAAAGGGUAUGAGCCUAAUGUGAUUACUUGUGGAACAAUAGUAAACGGUUUGUGUAAGAUUGGCCAAACUGGUGUGGCUAUUAGGUUGCUCAGGAAGCUUGAAAAAGGGAAUUUUGAACAAAAUGUGGUGAUCUAUAGCACGGUCCUUGACAGUUUAUGUAAGGACAAAUUGGGAACUGAGGCUUUGAACCUUUUAUCUGAAAUGAUGAGCAAAGGCAUUCAACCAGAUGUUGUCACUUACAAUUGCGUAAUUCAAGGACUAUGCAAUUUUGGCCAGUGGAGGGAGGUUGCUACCUUGUUGAAUGAGAUGGGACAAAGGAAGAUCAUGCAAGAUGUGUGA